UGACCAACAUUAAUAAAUAAAAAUUGAAAAAGCUCUAACCUUACAAUUAGCCCGGAAAACACUGAUAAUACUUCAGAAAGAGGGGAGAAUGCUGUGACUUUAAGAGUGAAUGAGGAUCAGCGUCCCUCUGAUUCGUUGGUGGAAGUGCGAGCCGUGAACCAAUAGAAUUGAAGACUGUACAAAGCAAUCUGGUCCCUGCCCCCUGCACACAGCUUCAUCUCACACGUCGAAUGCACUGAGCUGAGGCACAGACAGAAAGGAAUCAGCUCGAUUUUUUUUUUAACAUUGAAACGAAUUAUUCUUCGGCAUUUGUGCCGUGAUGGCUUGAGGUGUUUUUUUAUAGAAAUAUCCUCCAUUUGUGUGGAUGGAGCAAAUGCCGUGAAGAGGAUGUUGAGAAGGAUUUUUGCAUCAUAGGGAGCAAGGAUGACAAAGACAAUAGGAAACCGAGACUGGCGAUGGCGAGCUCUUUUGUGGCAUUUUCUCAUGUGGACUACAGUGGAUGCGCAGACUCGUUACAGCAUCCCAGAGGAGCUCAAGCAAGGUUCCGUGGUGGGGAAUCUGGCCAAAGAUCUGUCUUUGGGGCUGUCUGAGAUAUUUGAGCGCAAGCUGCGUGUCGCCUCCGAGGCUGGUAAGCAGUAUUUCAGCGUGGAUGCGGGGAAGGGCGAGCUGCUGGUCAGCGACAGAAUAGACAGAGAGGCUUUGUGCGGACAAAGCGCAAGCUGCGUGCUCCCUCUGCAGGUUGUGGUGGAAAAUCCCCUGCAAUUGCAUCGAAUUGAAGUAGAAAUCAGAGACAUUAACGACAAUGUUCCUCGUUUCCAAACGCAGGAAAUUAACCUUAAAAUACCAGAAUCCGUUGCAGUGGGUACCCGUUUUCCAUUGGAGAGUGCAGAGGACCCCGAUGUUGGAAGAAAUUCUCUCAAAACAUACACUUUAAUGAAAAACGAUUUUUUUUCUUUGAAAUUCAAGGAGGCAAAAAAUGGUAAAACGGUUCCUGAGCUGAUGUUAGAGAAAUCUUUGGACAGGGAAAAAAUGUCCACUCAUCAAUUGCUCUUGACAGGAAUAGAUGGGGGAAACCCUAUUAAAUCUGGUACAUGUAAAAUUAUAAUUGAUGUCCUUGAUAUUAACGACAAUGUUCCAAUAUUUAAUGAAAAAGAGUAUAGUGUCUGUUUAAAGGAAAACAGCACCAAAGGAACAAUUGUAGUGACGGUAAAAGCUGCAGAUGCAGAUGAAGGUGUGAACAGUGAAAUUAAAUAUUCCUUUGGUUCUCGUACUCCAGAAACUGUUUUAUCAACGUUUGAAAUUAAUGAACAAACUGGGAAAAUUGUUUUAAAAGGAGAAUUAGAUUAUGAGGCAUUUGCAUCUUAUCUGAUUGACAUAAUUGCGAAAGACAAAGGUGUACCUGAAAUGGAAGGUCACUGUCAGUUACAAUUAGAUAUAGAAGACGUAAAUGAUAAUGCUCCUGAAAUUGUUUUGACUUCAAAACCCAGUCCUUUACGAGAAGAUGCGUCACGUGGCACAGUG
Molecule: messenger RNA, 1521 nt
Organism: Hippocampus comes (tiger tail seahorse)
Lineage: Eukaryota; Metazoa; Chordata; Actinopteri; Syngnathiformes; Syngnathidae
Product: protocadherin gamma-C5-like
Exons: 1
Biological process (GO): homophilic cell-cell adhesion
Cellular component (GO): plasma membrane
Molecular function (GO): calcium ion binding
Source: RefSeq, a predicted model, not a curated record